GAAACUCGGGGCUUCAGGGCUCAGAGUGGCUUUGGCGUCCGCCAGUGUCAGGAUUCGAACUCGCCUCCGCAGAGAUGGUGAUGCUGCUGCUGCUGCGGGCAAUGGCCGCCUUGGGCUGCCUGGUGGCCUGGGUGGGGGCCUCCUUGCUGCACCUCAACGCCCUCCAGUCCAACGCCAUCAAGGGCUCCCCCCCGGCCAGCCCCCCUCCGCCUCUCCCCCAGCCUUUUGGGUGUUCGGAGGAUGAAGACUGCGAGGCGGAGCAGUUCUGCCCCAACUCAGUCCGAGGAGGAGUCCAUGGAGCCCCUGGAUGCCUGGCCUGUCGACGUCGCCGCAAGCGGUGCCACCGUGACGCCAUGUGCUGCCCGGGCAACUUCUGCCACAACGGCUUUUGUUUACCAUUGGAACAUGAUCACUUAUACCCUGGGGAGAUGGAAGAGACCAUCGUAGAGAACUUUGACCACGGUACUUCAGACUCCCACCUCAAAAAGACCACCUCUUCAUCCUGGUUGCACCAUCUGAAAGGCCAAGAAGGUGCUGUGUGUCUCCGUUCCUCAGACUGUGCUGAAGGGCUGUGCUGUGCUCGGCACUUUUGGUCCAAGAUCUGCAAACCUGUCCUUAAGGAAGGCCAGGUUUGCACAAAACACCGCAAGAAAGGAGCCCACGGUUUGGAGAUCUUUCAGCGAUGCCACUGUGGGGAUGGAUUGACUUGUCGUCUGCAGAAAGACCAUACCAUCAGCAACUCUUCCAGGCUACAUACUUGCCAGAGACAUUAGCAGCUGCUACUUCCCCUUCUCCCCAAGCCUGACGAACUUGAGAGACUUUUAGUAAGGGCUGGGACACUUUUCUAUGGACAGUUACCUUUCAAGGACUGACAAGUUUCAGAGUUUACACUAAAAGUUCUCCAGCAAUUUUACCUCUUCAAACCUGGAGCAUGAGGCAUGUUUCUUUAGGGAACUAUUCUUCAAGUGACUAAUUGCAGUAAAUUACUGUGUCUGUAAAUUCUUGGGUGUGGCACUUGUACAUGACAUGAGAUUUUAAUUUUUCCUGAAGUGCUGCAUGGUCUCUUUGUCUAUAGUGACAUGUGUUGUACACACUGGUUUUUAUUAUAUCUUUUCACAAGUAAAAUAAAAUAAAAUGCCUUUUAAAUAUG
Sceloporus undulatus (fence lizard) is the source of this 1150-nucleotide messenger RNA. RefSeq names its product dickkopf WNT signaling pathway inhibitor 1 (gene DKK1). The record is from RefSeq and is a predicted model, not a curated record. The transcript has 4 exons. Gene Ontology annotation, molecular function: receptor antagonist activity; co-receptor binding. NCBI's taxonomy places the organism in Eukaryota, Metazoa, Chordata, Lepidosauria, Squamata, Phrynosomatidae. Gene Ontology annotation, cellular component: extracellular region. Gene Ontology annotation, biological process: multicellular organism development; negative regulation of canonical Wnt signaling pathway. Bases 75 to 773 code for a protein of 232 amino acids.